This is a messenger RNA of Mercenaria mercenaria, 3056 nucleotides long. Its product is annotated as galactose-3-O-sulfotransferase 3-like. Bases 236 to 1435 code for a protein of 399 amino acids. Gene Ontology annotation, molecular function: galactosylceramide sulfotransferase activity. NCBI's taxonomy places the organism in Eukaryota, Metazoa, Mollusca, Bivalvia, Venerida, Veneridae. The record is from RefSeq and is a predicted model, not a curated record. The transcript has 5 exons. Gene Ontology annotation, biological process: glycolipid biosynthetic process. Gene Ontology annotation, cellular component: membrane.
GAGCCCAUGCGUUUGUCACGGCUGGUAUUGUGUUAAAAUUAGUCACCCGUACGAAAUAUACUUGCCCAUGCGGAAAGGUGUAUGUUAUAUUUGGGAGAAAAAUGUGGUUUAAUAUGGAUCUGUGUAACUAAAAGGAACAAAAAUUGACCUACGGCUAGUUAGAAAUCGAGAAUUUUCGGACACAAAUGAUGACCAAUCUUUAAACAUGGAUAACUGAAGCGGAUUUUUAACAAAAAUGAUUCGGGCACUGGAACUCUUCGUCAAAAGAAACUACCAAUUGAUUUUGGUAGCGAUAGUGUUGUUUGCUGUUCUGUCAAUAAGACUGCCUCCCUCCUCCAGCCAGUAUUAUCGUACUCCUGGUGACAUUUACCGUCGUCUGGAACUCGAGAAUUCUCCAUUCAAGGUCAUAACAACAACAGCAGAAAAGGUAAUUGACAAUAGGAUAUAUCACGUUGCUUUUCUGAAGGUUCACAAGAGCGGAAGUACAACUGCACAGAAUAUUUUUCUGCGGUUCGGCUGGGAGCACAACCUAACAUUCGUCCUUCCGCCAGCUCAUAAUGUAUUUAAAUACCCAAACAUUAUAAGUCUUCGAGAAGCUAUGCACAAAAACAACACUUUGCCGCCGCCGAAAGGGAAACUCUACGAAAUGUUGUGUAACCAUGUGAUCUACAAUCGCGAAGUGUUCCGAAGUUACAUGCCAAACGACACUUUUUAUGUAGGAAUUUUACGAGAACCAUACGAAUUCUUUAAGUCCACUUUAAAUUAUCUAAGACCUGGAUAUUUGUAUAAUAAAAUUAAAACUAGUGUCCCGGCUUCAGAUUUCCUUAAAAAUCCUCUGAAAUAUGAGCCAAAGAGCGCGCUGUUUUCAUUUACAAAUAACAGAAUGGCGGUGGAGUUUGGCUGUCCAGAAGAUGUCGUGAAAUCUAAUGACAUACAGAAAAUUGCUGAGUUUGUGAAGAAUGUGGAUACAGACUUUAAUCUAGUCAUUAUCGCCGAGCACUUUGAGGAGUCAGUUGUUCUGUUGCGACGAUAUCUACGCUGGUCAACAAAGGAAGUUCUAUAUUUAGAUAAAAAUAUCGCAAAACAUAAAAAUGAAACGAAACUAGUUGGGCCAUACGAUAGGCAGAUGUACAAACGUUGGGCUAGAAUAGACUAUGCCCUGUAUGAACAUUUUUUUAAGAAGCUCCGAGAUCAAAUCCGGGAAGAAGGGUACGAUUUUGAUGAUGAAUUGUUGCAUUUCAAAGAAAUUCGUAGAAUGGUUUCAGAAUUUUGUGGCGGUGAUUCAAAGAAAACUGGCGCAAAAUUGGUUGUUCAAAAAUCUAAAUGGAGCGUUGGCUUUGAAGUUACCAAUAAUGACUGUGUUCUUCUCAAAAAAUCAGAAAUUCCAUUUGUACAAGAUAUAAGACUCAGACAAUAUGGUUCGAAAGACAUCUAGGCUGUGGAAUUAUUUGAUAUAAGCAUUAUCGUCUAAACGUGAAUUUCAUAUCCGUCCUAGAUCUAUGUUUUUCGUUGAAUUCUCGUUUUUCGUUAUAGUUUGAUACAUUUAGUAAGCAAUAGUAAAAUAACUUAUCAUUAUUUUGUAAUUUAAAACUUUCCUUCCUUGUAAAUACAUAUUAAGCCUCUUGUAAGACAAGGAAUUUAUUUCUGGCGUCGGGACAGUUACUUUCAUUGAGAUCACAAAUCAUACUGACUUUCUUUUGGAUAUUUUGUUUUGUAAUUCAGUUGAAUGCAGUUUGUCUGGUACGAAAUCUAGAUGUAAUAGAGACAAUCCUCAGUAGGCCAGUUAUGGUGGCUGAUUUCUGCUAUUGCAUGUUCGCGCAUUGGAAGGACGCCAGAACGACAAAUAGUUGCAUUUCGUUUUGUCGUAUUGACACGCUAGUUUGUCGUUUUGACGCUCUUCAAGUGGCAGAAAUCAAUCAUCAUAGUCAGUCUGAUGAAAUUUUAUAGCAAGGACUAUCUCCCACAUAUAUUUUAAUAUAAGGGGACACCACUGUGUAGGAAUUAGAUUCAUACCUGUAUAAAAAAUAUUUACAUUCUCCCAGUUCUUUCCUUUGAAAAUUAUGACGUUCAUUUUUAUGGACUGCAAAAGUUAAAGCCUAUAGACGUUAUUUGUUUGUCUCAGUGUAAGAUAUUUAUGCUAGUAUAGCUAUUUAGUAGGGUCAUUUUAUCUGUAGAUCUACCUUGAUCUGCCUCGAAUGUGAUCCGGCUGGGCAAAAUACACGAAAGCCAAAUGCAUCAUUGCAGAUCUAUGCACUGCUUUAAUACCCUUUUAUUAUAUACAUAUACAUAUUUCUAAACAUUAACUAUACUUUCGGGCAAGUAAGACUGAAAAAUUGUUUGAAAUGCUGAAUUUUUUCACAGUGGCAGACGUCAUCAUUGCGUCAUGUCUGACGUCCUAUUUGAUGUUACAACUAAACCAAGAAAUAUUUUCCGUAUCUAAUCAGAGUUGAAUACAGGGUUAUGUAUACAGGUUGUAUUUCAGACACGGAAUUCGUAUAUAGAUUUUCCGAUUAUUUAUAAUUCAUUUUUUUUUUUGCAUUCAAGUGCGGUUCCGUACCAGUGAAAUUAAAAAAUGGUAUUUUCACUGAAACAGUGAAAAUCACUGAUAUAUUCCAGUAUUAGUAUUUCACCGAAACGCACCGCUGGCAUAAACUCACGGGGAAAGUUCCUUAGAAUACGUCAUAGUUGAUCAUAAUUAAAUACAACAAAAUAAUUAUGUGCAAUCUUUUAAAAAUAAAAUAUAAUGUAAAUAGGAGAAAUGAAAUAACGUUUUUGAAGUUUAAUGCGGAAUUAACCUAGAAUAUGGAUAUGCCGUUCAUUUCGCGUAAACUCCGAAAAAUGAAUAAAUUCAUUUCUUAAAAACGAUUUCUGAAUCAAAAAUUACAUUUUAUCUCCUAUUGGAAGCUGUUCAAAGCAGGUAAUGUGUAUUACUUAAAUGUUUAUUUCUAUUUUAUUUUUCAUUUUAUUUGAAUGUAUCUGUUUAUACAUUGCAUCUGUUUGUUUUGUAAACAAUCAGCAUAUUUGCAGAAUGCAAUAAAAUGUUACGAAUUCUUUUA